AUGACUCUCAAGCGUAACGAGAGAGGAUCCUUUCGACAAUUGGUCGCGGAUUUGGGUCGGCUGCCCAAGGCUCUGACGACAGUACGAGCACGAGCAACAGACGUCCCGACGGACGUAGCGGAGUUAACGUCCCAACUUGUGAUUUACCCGGUAAUCACACCGGCUACUACUAAUUGUCUUGCCAUGGCUAUUGCCCAAGCGGCAACGGACGCGUCCCUGGACGGUCCAGACAGGCAUCUGGAGCUACUGACAGCUUGCCUUAAACGGGGGAUUAAAUUGUCGGGCUUGCUGGAUCUGGAGGAUCAGUAUGCUCACGAUCAUAGAGUUCAUGCUGAUGCUGGCUAG
Molecule: messenger RNA, 345 nt
Organism: Peronospora matthiolae
Lineage: Eukaryota; Oomycota; Peronosporomycetes; Peronosporales; Peronosporaceae
Source: the annotation of a GenBank genome assembly